This is a messenger RNA of Aspergillus pseudonomiae, 1725 nucleotides long. RefSeq lists its product as uncharacterized. Gene Ontology annotation, cellular component: nucleus. Gene Ontology annotation, biological process: positive regulation of transcription by RNA polymerase II. Gene Ontology annotation, molecular function: zinc ion binding; transcription cis-regulatory region binding; DNA-binding transcription factor activity, RNA polymerase II-specific. Lineage: Eukaryota; Fungi; Ascomycota; Eurotiomycetes; Eurotiales; Aspergillaceae. The record is from RefSeq and is a predicted model, not a curated record. Bases 58 to 1581 code for a protein of 507 amino acids. The transcript has 6 exons.
GGCGAAGCAUGCUCUGGGUGAUGCCAUCCAAUCACAUAUCCAGGUAGAUUGGUGGAAAUGCCCCGGGUCGGGCCUGCAUGCUUGACAUGCAGGGAGAAGUGUCGAAAGUGUGAUCGUGCACGUCCCAAUUGUCAGCGCUGCAUAUCAAAGGGUCUAGUAUGUGGAGGGUAUCCGGAGCAGUUCAGAUUUUGUGGUAUUGCUAGUCGAGGAAAAUGGAAAGGCGCCCGGAUACCGGUGAGCACUCAAAGACCUCGGAAUGCAGCGCACAGAGGAAAUAUAGAGCAACGCAUCCAUCAGCAGCAAACUCCAGGAACCAUGAAUGCGGCUCUGACGUCCGCGGAAGAAGCUCACCCGUCACCACGCACGGACAAACCCGAUACGGAUACGCAAGAGAUAUCCAACGACAUCGCGGAGAUACUUAGAUUGCCUGAAACCGAGACACUUCUCACUCAUUAUGACAAGUUUAUAUGCCCUCAUCAGAUCUCCGAGAUUGGUAAUGAGACCGACAACCCAUAUCGGUUAUAUAUCCUUCCUUUAGCCCGAAAGCAAAUUGGUUUACUAUACGCUGUGCUUGGCUUUUCAGCUUCACAUCUCGGGCAAUUGACGGGGAACCAAACGAUGCACGAAGCCACUGCGGUAGAAUAUCGCAUGAAAGCUAUACGGGCUCUCAGUGAAGAGAUCCGUAGGAGUCAAGCAUUAACUUUGCUGGAGGAUGAGCAAGAUGCCGUUCUUGCCAUAAUUCAGAUUUUAUUACUUCAUGAUAUAGCCGAAUCCGGAAUUUCGACUCAUGGGAUCCAUAUAACAGGGGCUAUGUCCGUCUGCAAGCGGCUAUUGAUUUCCGAGGGACUAAGCGGUCACCGUCAGCGGGCCGUGUUCUUUCUGGGCAACCUUGCCUGGCUUGAUAUUAUCCGCGCUUUUGCGGGUCCAGAACGCCUCUGCUUCUCUCAAGAUAUCCGAGAACUGGUUGCAUGUGCAAGUGAAAACACAUUCGAGAUGGUGAACGGAUGUCCUCGAGAAGUGUUCCUGAUUAUUGGUGGCAUUUUGGAAAAGUCCAAAGAGCACACAUUGGGGUGGCUUACAUGGGAUGAAUAUCAGAUAGCCAUGCUCGUGGCCAAGCACAAGCUAUACGCAUGGGAUAGCAAAGAGAAGAUAUACCCUAGUAGUGACCCUCGUUGGCUGGCUGUGGCGGAGGCCUUCCGGUUCGCAUGCAUACUACGCAUCCUUCGCUUACUAGACGAUCUUCGUCCGGCGAAAAGCCCGGACAUACAAGACUGUGUGGCUCGGAUCUUGGAUGCAACCGCAACCAUACCUUCGGACUGUCCACUGGUCGAGCUGCUCAUUUUACCUCUCUUCAUGGCAGGCGCAGACUCCCUUGCACCGCAUUCACAGUAUUACAUUCUAUCCCGAUUCAAAGAGAUUGAAAAGAGAUCUGAGGUUCGCAACCCAGUGCCUCGAGAUCUUUUAGAGAAGGUAUGGGCUGCUCGUGCUGCCCAAACACCCGAUGAUGAUAGAAAUAUCUCGUGGACAAGCUUUACUCAUUGUCCUGGAAUUGCACGACAACAUGACUAUCUUAUCAUUUAAAAACCUGAAUUGGUUGUUAUAUCCUGAGAUAAAUGAUUUCUAAUACAACGCUGCCAGACGCGAGAAGAUACUGGAAGCUUUUGAUGAUAAUACUCUCCGUACCUUAGUGUACAAGACAAGUGAAUGAAGAGAGAGAUCAAGAAA